Oncorhynchus tshawytscha (Chinook salmon) is the source of this 3111-nucleotide messenger RNA. Its product is annotated as potassium voltage-gated channel subfamily V member 1-like. Bases 1118 to 2638 code for a protein of 506 amino acids. Lineage: Eukaryota; Metazoa; Chordata; Actinopteri; Salmoniformes; Salmonidae. The transcript is spliced from 3 exons. Gene Ontology annotation, molecular function: protein binding; voltage-gated potassium channel activity. The record is from RefSeq and is a predicted model, not a curated record. Gene Ontology annotation, biological process: potassium ion transmembrane transport; protein homooligomerization. Gene Ontology annotation, cellular component: membrane; voltage-gated potassium channel complex.
CAUGGGAAGUGAAGAAAAGAUCCGAUGGCUCUCUGGGGUCAACGGAAGGUGAACUGUGACAAGUAAAAACGAAAUGGGAAUUCAGGAACCUACCAUUUCAAAAUAGUGUCCUGGAUCUGUACAAAUAAAUGUGGAUAUUUUAAGAACCAAAAUCCUACAAAAAAAGUACUUUUGACGUUUCUCCCCUGCCUUGGCUUACUCUCAUUGAACAAGGAAGGAAAAUACAUCUCGUUACAGAACUGAAAUGGCAGGUAAAAAUGUCAAUUGAGGACCCUUGACCUUGUCUGAUUCAAAGCAUAUGGUUGGGAUUUUUGCAAAUACAAAUGAGCUGAGAACAUGUGCAUGUAGAUGAGCCCUUUUUUCAGAGACAUUUUUGAAUGGACAAAAAUGUGUUUGCAGUUAGAAAACCUUUGAGAUGGGACACAUUUUUUGAUGGAACAAUUUUGUGAAAUUGUCUACAAUGCCAUCUCUCUGGAAAUAUCAAUCUGCAUAACGUAAUAUCAUUGAUAAGCCAGCGUUCAAAACUUUCAUAUGAAAUAUUUAUUUUCAUGGUUUCUAAUAUAAGGUAAAUUGGACCCAUAAUACAUUUGCAAGCGCUAUAUUCAGAAAAACGCCCUUCCUUGCGAGUGCUCGUUGCUACUCAACAUUUUUAAACGGCACCGCGAGCCAAGAGGGUUAGUACAAUCCGGACAAUCCUUGGGACGUCCAUACCAUAACUUUAUCCCCUACCAUUAACCCUAACCAUUUUUUAUUUCAACUUUAACGGGGUAGUGACGUCCAAAGGAUCCAAGAUAGCAAGGACAGAGUCAAGAGGGUCUAGUGCACGGUGCUGUGCGCAUCUGAGGUCUUAGAGCUGUCUGAAACGCACGGAGUUUUGUCAUGUUUUCUUCGAAUAACUGGAGCUCUUUUUCACUUAUGCUCGCAAGAAGAUAAUAAUCAUGAUCAACAUUAGUGUCAAAACACAUAACUGGCUGUUUUACGCAGAAUAUUAAAAGGAACUUGGCUAAUGGGCAGGAUGGAAAACUCAACUAUCCCUUUUAUCAAGAGUGAAACUCUCAAUAUAUAGCCAGUCCCACUUCAGGUUUUCCCCUCCACCCCAGGCAGGCCUGUGGCCGCCAUGAUGAGCAGCUCAUCCAGCCCAGCUGAGUUCUCCAGGGACAGGACCUCCCUCCUGUCCAUAGACUCAAGCGUCUUCUACAGCGAGCCCCCUCCUGUCUGUGACUACCCACUGGACUUCUUCACCAUCAACGUGGGAGGCAGCCGCUACGUUCUCUCCCAAGAGCUGCUGGCAUCUCACCCAGAAACCCGUCUGGGCAAGCUGGCCCAGUCCACACGGGACGCUGCCCUGGAGCUCUGUGAUGACGCUGACUUGCUGGAGAAUGAGUUCUUCUUCGACCGCAGCUCACAGACCUUCCAGUAUGUGAUAAACUUCUACCGCACAGGCCACCUGCAUGUCAAGGAGGAGCUUUGCGUGUUCUCCUUCCUCCAGGAGAUUGAGUACUGGGGCAUCGAUGAGCUCUGCAUCGAUCCCUGCUGCCGGGAACGCUACUACCGCCGCAAGGAGCUCAAGGAGAGCCUGGACGUGCGGAACGAGGCUGAGGCUGACGAAAGCCAGGAUGAAGACUUCAACGGCGCCGCGUGCCCAGAUCUCCGGCGGCGCCUGUGGGACCUGCUGGAGAAGCCAGAGUCUUCACGAGCGGCACGCGCCUUCGGCACGCUGUCCAUCAUCUUCGUGGCGGUGUCCAUUGUCAACAUUGUGCUCAUCUCGCUGGACCUGGGGAAUGUGGGUGGGAACGGGAUCGGUGACGAGAGCGGGGGCAAUGACGGGGGUACACCUUUCUUCGUGGACGCACUGGAAUAUGUGUGCGUGGUGUGGUUCACCGGUGAGCUGGUGUUGCGCUUUGUCUCCGUGCGCGACAAGUGCCGCUUCACCCGUAGCGUUCCCAAUGUGAUCGACCUGCUAGCCAUCCUGCCCUUCUAUGUGACUCUGGCAGUUGAGAGUCUGCACGGUGGCUCUACUGAGCUGGAGAACAUGGGCCGCGUGGUGCAGGUGCUCAGGCUCAUGAGGUCCUUCCGCAUGCUCAAACUAGGACGCCACUCCACAGGCCUCAAGUCCCUGGGCCUGACCAUCACCCAGUGCUACGAGGAGGUGGGUCUCUUGCUCCUCUUCCUCUCCGUGGGCAUCUCCAUCUUCGCCACGGUGGAGUUCGCCCUGGAGCAUGACAUCCCCGGCACCGCCUUCAGCAGCGUGCCCUGUGCCUGGUGGUGGGCCACCACCUCCAUGACCACGGUGGGCUACGGAGACAUCCGCCCCGACACCACCCUGGGCAAGGUGCUGGCCUUUCUCUGCAUCUUGUCUGGCAUCCUGAUCUUGGCACUGCCCAUCGCUAUCAUCAACGACCGCUUCUCUGCCUGCUACUUCACUCUCAAGAUGAAGGAGGCGGCGCUGCGGCACGGGGAGGCCCUCAAGAGGCUGGCACGGGGUUCGCUGGGUGACUCGGAGGAGGGUGGGGCAGCAAGGGGAAGAGGGGUGAAUCUGAGGGAUGUUUAUGCCAGGAGUGUGAUGGAGAUGCUGAGGCUGAAAGGGAGGGAGAGGGCCAGCACACGGAGUAGUGGAGGGGGUGAGCUCUGGUGGUAGUGUGGAAGAUGGAGCACGAGCGGCUGUGGAGAAAAAGCUAUGGAAAAGUUAAGUCAAUUGGGUUAAAGAUGGAAUCCGCAGUAGGGGGAAACACCACUGGCUGCCUCACUACAGUUAUUAUUUUUGUUUCCGAGCUGAGGAGCGUCGCGAAGCAUGGUAAAUAGGUUCAUACUGUGCUCUUUUAUCACACGUGCAAUGAUGUCAGAGGGGUAAAACUGUGCAAACUGACGUGGUUGUUUCACCAUUUAAGGAUUUCAGCUUUAAGAACAUCAUCAGAAUAUGACAAUGUGUACAAUGUAUAGGACAUAUCUAAAGGAUGAUGAGGGGACAACUUUCAUGGCUAACCUUUUUCAGUGUUGUGUUCUGACAACUAUUGCAUGUUCUGUCUCCUCUGUAUGUGUCACAUAGACAAGAUGUACAGUAUUAACUGAAUUAUAUUGUGUUUGAUAUUAAAACACUUAUUGAAAGAUGCA